UAACAUGCCAGGAAUGUACAGCCGGGAUGUUUGGAGAGGGAUGUAAACACAAAUGCUCUUGUAACACAACAAAUACAAACAAAUGUGAUAACGUAAAUGGAAGAUGUAUUUGUCAUCAAGGCUGGGAAGGCAAAUAUUGUGAGAAAGACAAAGAUGAAUGUACAAGUAACAGUGACAUCUGUCCUGAAAACUCAAAAUGUGAAAAUAGUGUAGGGAGUUACAGCUGCAAAUGCAACUCUGGUUUCAUAAUGGACUACAAAGGAUUAUGCAAAGAUAUUAACGAGUGUGAAUCAAAUCCUUGUACACUAGACGUCUGUGAAAACAUUCCUGGAAGUUAUAAGUGUAAAUGUGACAUUGGUUUUGCAGAGAUAGAAAACAAAUGUGCGCGUUGUACGAACAAUAAAUUCGGUGUAAACUGCUCGGAAACCUGCCGUUGUAACGGGGAACAUUCUGCUAACGUAAUACAAACUUGUGACACUGCCACAGGCAAAUGUAUGUGUCAGUCACAUUGGCAAGGUGAUACGUGCAGUGACGACGUUGAUGAAUGUGAGGACAAAGCGGCAUGUAAAGAUAAAGAUAACACCGUCUGUAUCAAUUAUGACGGCGGAUAUUCCUGCAAAUGUGAACAUGGUUACAAAGAGUAUCCAGGAAUAGUGUGCAUUAAGGAAUCGCCUAUCAUGAUAGACCUUACGGUGAACCUGAAUGUAGACGUUUCUGAUAAAACAGACCCUGAAGAACUGAAACCAUUUGCCGCUGAAAGUCUAAGGGAGUUUUAUAGUCAGUAUACAAAGGCUGACAUUGAGAUCUUGAUCAGAAAUAUAACGUUUGCCAGUUCCGGUAAAACCGUUCGCCGUAGCACAAUGAAGGAGUUAAAAAUUGAUUAUACAGUGAUUUACAAAGAAGAUGAUAUAAGUGUAGCUUCUGAGCUGACAGUCGCUACUAUGGAUAUUUCAAAAGGAGCAGAUCUUAAAUUUGACGGGCAUACAGUCGUUGUUAAAGCAGUAAACGUGAAAGGUAAGCAACCAUGUGAUGUAUAUGUGGAGACUGUAGGAAUAUGUGCAGACGGUUUCAAAUGCGAAGUUGAAAACAAAAGACCAGUUUGCAGAACAAGUACCUCUGAGGUAAACCUUGCAUUGAUAAUAGGAGUGUCAUGCGGUUGCUUCAUUUUGUUGUUGCUCAUCAUUAUUGUGAUAAUGUGUCUCAGACAACGAAAACAAAGAAAGAAGGAGGACGUCAGAAUGCAAAGGGAGCUUACUAGUGCUUCUGACAUGGGAAUGAAACUUGAAAAUAUAAACAGCCGACAGGGGAACAUCUACAACGUGUUAGAUUGGCAGACCGCGACAAAUAUCAGAGAUAAGGGCGAUGACAACGAAUCUAAGUAUAUGACUUGGAAAUCGAUAGCUUCAAGAUUCACGAUGGCAUCUGGCAAUGAUUCCAGAAAUGAUGGACACUAUCACAUUCCUCGUGCGAGAAUGAAGGCAUCUCCUAGUCCAAAUCCAGACUACGUAACUCCAAGGGAAUAUUAAUUGGACUUUUGAAAUGUGCUGUUGAUGACUUGUUUUUUACUUUUUCUUUGUGUUACUUUUAUCCAAUCUGUUAGCAUUAUAAUCAUAAAUCCAGUGACUCUAUCGUGUGUAUAGCUUCCUUUCUAGAUAUUAGGACAUCAUAAUCUUUUUUAAAAUGGUUUGUUCUCUUGUUUUCUACGUUUUAGAAUUUUUUAUUAAAAUAAUGGAGAGACACUAGGUUAAAGCAUUAAUUUAGAUUAUUAUCAGUCCGAGAAUAAAUAGCCUGAAAAAGAAAAUUUUCUUCAAAAAAUUUACUGCAUAAAUCGACAAUAAAAAUGGACAAAGCAACAAUGUUCUGCAAUUAGUAUUUUUAAUUCUUUUAAUUGACAUAUAUCUAUAAAUGUGGUCUUUAAAUGUUAAACAAACGUCUACAUGAAAUAUAUAGUUGCUUAGUUUAUACAAUAUGCAGAAUGUCUUCUUUUUAUGUAAGACAUAUACAUUAUAUUAACAAGAAGAAAAUAUCUUCAUAAGUAAUGAGAGAAAUGUUUUUUUAAUGUUAAAGAAAUUCAAUUUGAAGGAUGAGGACGUGUGUUAUGGAACAAAAUAUCUUGCAUACAAUUUUUUUGUUCGGUUUAAAAAGGACUCAAUUAAUUAUUUCAGGCGUCAAUUUUGUUUUCUAUAGUUUCUCCGUUCUUGCAAACAUAACAAUAAACUAUUUCUCUAGCAUUUGUAGAAAAUUAAAAAUCGAUUAAAUUGUACAUCUGUAUUUUGUCUUUAUAAAGAUAUCAUUAUAUGUGUCAUUCUUUCAAUAUGCUAAUAUGAUGUAAUUUGACAGUUAAAAAUCCUGUAUGUUAUAAUAAAGGUUGUUACCACACUUAAGUGAAAUAUAAUAUUGCUUCUUAAAUAGUUUUCAAACAUCGAAGAAUAUGUUACAUAUGUACUGCAAAUAUUUGUCCUCAUUAUAUGUAAUCAUUAAAAUAUAUGCAUUCAUUUCUUAUUGAAACAUUAGACUUAGACUUUAUAGAAAAUAAAUUUCUAAUUACCUUCUUUUAUAAAAAUGAAAUGUAAAUUCGGUAAUAUCUUUUUAAAUAAUGCUUUUUGAAAUUUACAAUAUUUAUAAAUCUUCAUUUAAGCAUUAUAUUUUUGAUAUAAAACCAUAAGAAAAUUGAGCUACAGGAUCUCAUAAUAAAAAUACCGGUCACUGCGUUAAGCUGUUGUUAAAUUAAUUGCGUGAUUCACGCAUAUAAAAAUAAAGUGAGACUGAUCGGAGCCGCACAGCGUAUUCCGGUAUAUACCAGACAAGGCGCAUGAAUGAUUUAAUGCUAAAAUUUCGACUUUUAACCCAACGGAAUGAACUUUAAACGUCUAAUUAAUCGUUUCACAUCGAUUUAUAUGAGAUAAUGAAUGAAAAAAUUUAAAAAUAGGCGAAAAAGAUAAAUUUGUCGAGUUUUUGAUCCUUAGUUCUGCAAGCUUCUAAUGAUACUGUACUGCGUUAUUUCAAUAAAAAAAUAAACAUGCAAGUCACGACAAUCCAUCCGCUUGCGCAGAAUUUAUGCAAGAAUUUAUAAACAAAAUCUAAACCUACCGCUUUUUGUAGGCGCCGCUAAACGUAAACGUAAGCAUUGUACAGUUAUACAUUUAAUAUCUGUCUAAAUUUUUAGAGCUAUCAUUUAUGUUUAAAAAAAAACAAAAGAUUUGUCAAGCAAAACAUAACUUUUUCCUAUUGAAAAGAUUAUUCAAGUUUGAUUAUUUAUUCAGCUCUUAAAGAAGAAAAACGGCAUUGGCGUUGACGUCGUCGUCAGAGUGGGUGUUUGUUCACCUUCUCGUUUAGGCUCGUUUUCUCAGAAACUUCAAAAAAAUCACUUCAAGCUGAGUUUUGUUUUAAUAAACAUCAUUUUAAAUGUGCAUAAUAUCCUACUUUUUUUGCAAAGGAAUGUCCCGCUUUUUAUUUAGUGCCUUUCUUAAGGACACAUUAGCACACAACUUAUUUUUCUCAGUUUUGCGCCUGUAAGCCCCAUUAUUUUACUUCACAAUUCUUGGUCAAUCUUUUUGUUAAGGUACAUUUCUCUAGUAUGUAUUCACUUUCAACUUGAAGUACAUGCUAAUUAUUGAAUUUGAAAUGAAAUUCUAAACGACAGAUAAUCAUAAAAGCCUUUAUUGCUAAAUUAUUUCCCUUUUGUUUUUUUUCUUUACCUCAGAAAUCGUUAAACGUAUUAUCUUCAAAUUUGAAAUAUUUAUUUUUAAAUGUGCGUUAGGCUAUGAUUGAAGAAUAAUGCCCCUUUCUCUCUGUUGUCUUUUAGACAAAGGAGGGUGCUUUCCACAAACAGCACUUGUUUAUGUUUUAUAUCAUUUUAUUCAAUAUUGAAACUUAACACAAAUAUUUUGUUACAUUUGUAAAUA
Ruditapes philippinarum (Manila clam) is the source of this 3905-nucleotide messenger RNA. RefSeq names its product fibrillin-2-like. The coding region runs from base 27 to 1526 and encodes 499 amino acids. The transcript has 13 exons. Lineage: Eukaryota; Metazoa; Mollusca; Bivalvia; Venerida; Veneridae. The record is from RefSeq and is a predicted model, not a curated record. Gene Ontology annotation, molecular function: calcium ion binding.